AUGCAUUCCCACAAGAUCAUCCUCUCCAUUGUCGCCAGCUUGGCAGCCGUCUCUAUCGCGCAAUCCAGCGAGAGUGAGAACGACAACGAGAACGGUACCAGCAGCUUGAGUAUCACUUCUCCAACAAACGCGGUUUCCAGUGUUGUUGCUACUGCCACCAGUACUGAGGGCGAGGAAGACAAUGACAGGUCCUCAUCUACCCUUGUAGCAACCACCACCAGAACCGAGGGUGAGGAAGACGGUAGAUCAUCAUCCACUGUUGUUGCAACCACUACCCGAAGCGAAGGCGAGGAAGAUGGCAGGUCAUCCUCUGCCGCAGCUGCUACUACCUCUGCUGCUGGCACUACCUCCGCUGCUGCUGGCAGCACUUCCUCCGGACGAGAAGAAGACAGCAGAUCCAGCUCUUCUGCUGCUGCUGCUGCAACCACCACUUCUGCAGCAGGUGCUGCUAUGAUUACUGCUGGUGCUGGUGUAGGGUUGGCUGCCAUCAUUGGAGCUGUUGCUCUUCUAUGA
Lithohypha guttulata is the source of this 513-nucleotide messenger RNA. RefSeq lists its product as uncharacterized. NCBI's taxonomy places the organism in Eukaryota, Fungi, Ascomycota, Eurotiomycetes, Chaetothyriales, Trichomeriaceae. The coding region runs from base 1 to 513 and encodes 170 amino acids. The record is from RefSeq and is a predicted model, not a curated record. The transcript has a single exon.